AUGAUAUCCGCUCAGGAAACAGAGUUUUUCAGCAAAAAUGGCUUCCUUUUAAUUCCUAACUUUUUGUCGAAAUCGAAAUGCAGCCAACUCCUCGCAAAGUCGCAUAAGUACCUCCAGAAUAUGGAUCUUGCAAACCACCCACUGACUCAAUUCACCACUAGUGACAAGGGACAUGUGGGAGAUAGAUAUUUUCUCAACUCAUCGGAUAACAUUUCGUUUUUUUUUGAGCCUGAUGCCUUCGGGGAGGUUGACGGUCAACAACGACUCAUGAAACCUAAGGAGAAAGCAGUGAACAAAUUCGGUCAUGGGCUACACUUCUGCGAUGAGGACUUCGCUGAAAUAACUACUGGGAAUCGCGACGUCGUUGAAAUUGCUCGUGCCUUGGGUUUCCAGAGUCCUAGAGCUCUGCAAUCCAUGAUUUUAUGCAAGCAACCAGAGAUCGGUGGCGCCGUCCCACCUCAUCAAGAUAGCGUUUUCUUGUACACUAGUCCGGAAAGUGCGGUCGGAUUUUGGAUUCCUUUAGAAGACGCAACACUAAAGAAUGGUUGUCUAAGUUUCGCACCGGGCACUCAUCUCGACCAUCCAAUAACUAAACGCUUUGUUAGAAGGUUCGACAAAGACUCUGGAAAGGAACUUGAGGGAACCGAGUUUAUGUACUUUCCAAAUGCUCAGGAGCAGGAGAAGAAUUUGCCUCACGAUGAUUCGCUGGGGUGGGAAAGCGUUGAGUGCAAAGCCGGUGACUUGGUGUUGAUUCAUGGAUCUGUCUUGCAUAAGAGCGAGACAAACACAUCUGAUAAAUCUCGCUUUGCAUAUGCAUUCCAUUUAAUCGAAGACAAUGCAGAUUACGAUAAAUUGAACUGGCUUCAAUCAAAGGUCAAAUCGUUACUUUAUUAG
Lachancea dasiensis is the source of this 894-nucleotide messenger RNA. The record is from the annotation of a GenBank genome assembly. Lineage: Eukaryota; Fungi; Ascomycota; Saccharomycetes; Saccharomycetales; Saccharomycetaceae.